CGCAGCAAACCACCGGUCCAAGAUCCCUUACAUGCCAGAGUAAAGCGACCACCGAGGCGAGAAGAACUUGAAAUAGAAGAAGAAAAAGAAGAAGAAGAAGAAGAAGAAGAAGAAGAAAAAGUCAUAAUCAGAAAGCAAUAACGAGCACAAAGACCCAAGACCCGGAACCAACGGCAAACAACCGACGCAAUGGUCCUCAUCACGCGCGCCAUAUCCAUCACCAACUUCGCCGUCGCUUCCUCCGCCCUCGGCUUCCAGGUUUUCGUCCUGUACCCCUGGCACGAGCAGCUCUCCCACGACUUUGAAGAGCUCAAGAAGGAGCACCUCCGCGUCCUCGACUACGUCAAGGGCGUCGACGCCGGUCUGAGGAAGGGACAGGGCGGCGCGCCCAAGGGAGAGUCGCUCUUGGAGCGUCUCGGCUACAAAUCGUAGGUCCGUUGCCGCCCUCGGUGGCCUGCUGUUAAUUGGUAUCUCCCUCUCUUUGGAGGGGGGGGGCUUGAACUUGUUCGGGAUCGGUCUGUCCUGUCCAUCCCCGUCCUUCAUUCUUUUUGGUCCGACAUUCGUCAAAUGAGAGAAUAAAAGAGCUUAAUAUACCCCACGAUGUACCGUAGCAUCGCGUCCAUGCCGUGUCUUUGUGCUCGGUC
This is a messenger RNA of Colletotrichum navitas, 644 nucleotides long. RefSeq lists its product as uncharacterized. The record is from RefSeq and is a predicted model, not a curated record. Bases 190 to 432 code for a protein of 80 amino acids. The transcript has 2 exons. Lineage: Eukaryota; Fungi; Ascomycota; Sordariomycetes; Glomerellales; Glomerellaceae.